GAUCCUAUGCAAUUCAGUUAAACCACAGGAGACAGCAACACAGAGAGGGAAGCGAGGCGCUCCUGUGAAGUACUACGGUGUUGCAGAUGGACCUGCAGACACUCCAAAGCGAUUGAAAGCACGGACGGAACAUAAGAACAGAGCCAACUGACUUUGUAGAGGCGCACUGCUGCAUUUGAGAUCAGUUGGGACAGGAUAAAUACAGUAAUCGUCGAGGAGGGCUGGAAGACACAAGUUCGACACGGGAGGUACCAGCCGAAAUGCAGCACUAUGGAGUUAAUGGGUAUUCUCUUCACGCGAUGAAUUCUCUGAGCGCCAUGUACAACCUUCACCAGCAGGCAGCGCAGCAAGCCCAGCAUGCGCCGGACUACCGUCCCUCUGUGCACGCCCUCACCCUUGCUGAGAGACUGGCUGACAUCAUCCUUGAAGCUCGCUAUGGCUCCCAGCAUCGCAAGCAGCGCCGCAGUCGCACGGCCUUCACCGCCCAGCAGCUGGAGGCCCUGGAAAAGACCUUCCAGAAGACCCACUACCCUGACGUGGUGAUGCGGGAGAGGCUGGCUAUGUGCACCAACCUCCCAGAAGCCCGUGUCCAGGUGUGGUUCAAGAACCGCCGUGCCAAGUUCCGCAAGAAGCAGCGCAGCCUGCAGAAGGAGCAGCUGCAGAAGCAGAAAGAGGUGGCGGAGGGGCCGCUGGAGGAGGGCAAGGGCGACCCACCCGCCACCAUUGUCUCAGAGGCCCACACCCCUCCCCCUUCCUCCUCUUCCUCUUCAGAAGCGGAGAGGCCCUCGCACCCCCUUUCAGCAGAGUUGAGCGUGGAGGUGAACGUCACCUCAGCUGAGCAGUCUGGCAGUGAGUCCGCUGCUGAAGACAAUGCUGACAAGGAGGAGGAGAUGAAGCAGCUUGGUGAGGGGCCUAAAAGUGAUGUUAGCCUGCUGCCUGGCAACAAGUCCCCACCCUGCAAACGACUCAGCCCCAAAUCAGGUUCUCCACUGAGCUCCUCAUCAGUCCCUUCCUCCAGUGGUGUCAGUAGUGGGAUUGCACAGAGCAAUUCAUACGCCUCCUCUCCGCUCAGCCUCUUCCGUCUGCAGGAGCAGUUCCGCCAGCACAUGGCUGCCACUAACAACUUAGUGCACUACUCCUCCUUUGACAUGAGCACACCCUCUUCCAUGCCUUACCUGGGCAUGAACGUCAACAUGGCAGCACCUCUAGGCUCCCUGCACUGUCAACCCUACUAUCAGUCACUGUCCCCAGCCCAGCAGGUCUGGAGCAGCCCCCUCUUGCAGGCCUCGGGUGGUCUCCCCAACCUCAACAGUAAGACCACAAGUAUUGAGAACCUGCGACUCCGAGCCAAGCAACACGCUGCAUCCCUGGGCUUGGACACUCUGCCCAACUGACGACAGGACUGCUGCCUAGCUGGGAACCAUCCUCCCCCUUAAAACUUCAUCCUUCUUCAACCCCAAACCAGCUACAGGAUCCAGGACUGGUUCCCAAGCCUCAAACCCCUACAAUUGCCGUCAUCUCACCCCAAUAGCAUUGGGACUAAGUACUUCACCAGCUUUGUCUGAUGUUAGCCUGGCUCUGUGCUUCAUCAGAGCAUACCACACAACCAAGAGAAGCAGUAUUAACCUUUUGUGGAAAAAAAUAAUAAUACAGUUCAUUUCAAAUGGGGAAUAAUCCAACCAAAACCAUCAUCAUCCACAUCAUCCAUUAUUAAACCUAAAUUUCUUCACGUCAGCUAAAUAAGAAGACUUACAGAAAGAAUGUUAUGGACUGCUAUAUUUCAGUAUUUCAAAGAGGAAAAGGACUUCCUUUCAAUUCUUCAAUGAACUCUUCAUUGGUCAUGAUCAGAAUGCACUGUUAGAUCAUGCUCUAAAUCAAGGAUCUAUUCAGCUUUGUAUAUAGCCUCCCACGUUGGUUAACAUCUCCCUGGUUUGUGUGUUUCACUCAGUGUCGCCUUCUGUGAAGAAGACUGUGAAGAAAAUAUUUAAACCUUUUUUAACUUCCCCGCUGUGGUGGUAAAUAAAGGAGACAAAAUGGAGUGGUGCUCG
Messenger RNA from Megalops cyprinoides (Indo-Pacific tarpon), 2048 nucleotides. It is a transcript of the gene dmbx1b, whose product is annotated as diencephalon/mesencephalon homeobox 1b. The coding region runs from base 261 to 1394 and encodes 377 amino acids. Gene Ontology annotation, molecular function: RNA polymerase II transcription regulatory region sequence-specific DNA binding; DNA-binding transcription factor activity, RNA polymerase II-specific. Lineage: Eukaryota; Metazoa; Chordata; Actinopteri; Elopiformes; Megalopidae. The transcript is spliced from 5 exons. Gene Ontology annotation, biological process: regulation of transcription by RNA polymerase II. The record is from RefSeq and is a predicted model, not a curated record.